Messenger RNA from Closterium sp. Yama58-4, 2655 nucleotides. The record is from the annotation of a GenBank genome assembly. Lineage: Eukaryota; Viridiplantae; Streptophyta; Zygnematophyceae; Desmidiales; Closteriaceae.
AUGGCCAGCCACCAGCAGAAAGCUACCGGUCACGCCGAGGAGGCCCGUGGGCAGCUAGGAGCGGGCGCUGAGGAAGCUCGCAAGGCUACUCAGGCGAAGAUGGAGCAGGGCAAGCAGGGCCUUUCGGAGACUGGGCAGCAGAUGAAGGACACCUCGGGCCGCGCUGCCGAGACUGCUCGUGAGAAAUCCGCGCAAGCGGGUGAUGUUGCGGGGAGGAAGAUGGAGGAGACGAAGCAGGGUGCCUCUGAAGGCCUUGGUCGUGCUCAGGAAAGUGCUCAGAAGACAUGGGAGCAGACCAAGGAGAGCACUGCUCAGGCCACUGAGCAGGCGAAGCAAACAGCAGGAGAAGCCGCUCAGAGGACGCAGGAGGCAGCUCAGGGCACGGUAGAUAAGACCAAGGAAAUGGCUAGCCGCGCUGCUGAGUCUACCCAGGAAACGGGGAAGGGUGCAGCUGAGCAGGCAAGGAUUGCGGCUGAAGAAGCAGCUGCAAAGACCAGGGAGACUGCUCAGGCCGCUCAGCAGUCAGUCGCGGAUACUGUGAAGGGCAUGGGAGAACGCCUGUCUGAAAUGGCUCAAUCUGCUAAGGAGGCUCUGGGCCUGCAGGCCAUGGCGGACACCGCUGUGAAACGGUCUGAGGAGGAAAGUAACUUGCUUGAUUUUGACACGGCAGCAGUCGCCGCCGUCACGUCGGAGGAGGGUCUUAUUGAGCCACUUCCGGAUUUUGUGGAGAAGGCAUUGGUGAACUCGCGGGCCGUGUACGAUGCCAUGUACAAGCGGUCGCUCGAAGAGCCCGAAGCCUUUUGGACAGAAGUCGCGAGUCACUUCCACUGGAACAAGAAAUGGGAGACAUUCCAUUCGUACAAUUUCGACACGCGCAAGGGCCCGGUCGACAUCAAGUGGUUCGUAGGCGGCGAGACGAACCUGUGCUACAACGCCGUUGACCGCCACGUGUCUGCCGGCAAGGGCAACAAGGUGGCGCUGAUCUGGGAAGGCAACGAUCUUGGCGUGCAGGGCCAAUGGACGUACUCUCAGCUGCUUUCGCAGGUGUGCAAGAUCGCUAAUUACCUGAAGAGCGUGGGUGUGAAGCGAGGCGACACAGUCAGCAUCUACCUCCCUAUGGUGCCAGAGCUGCCUGCAGCAAUGCUGGCGUGCGCGCGCAUCGGCGCGGUGCACUCGGUGGUGUUCGCGGGGUUCAGCGCGGAGUCGCUGGCGGGGCGGCUCAUGGACUCGCAGAGCAAGGUGGUGCUCACCGCCACGGCCGUGCUGCGCGGCACCAAGCUCAUCGCGCUCAAGUCCAUUGUGGACGACGCGAUCGCGCAGUGCCCCGACGACAACCGCCCGACGACGGUGCUCGUGUACGACAACAAGCUCGCCAUCGCCCGGGAGAAGGCGUCGUUCGUGGAGGGGCGGGACCAUUGGUGGCAGGACGAGGUGGAGAAGCAGAGCGAAGUGUGCCCGGUGGAGUGGAUGGAGGCGGAGGAGCCGCUGUUCAUGCUGUACACGUCGGGCAGCACGGGCAAGCCCAAGGGCGUGCUGCACACCACGGCGGGCUACAUGCUGGGCGCCGCCACGUCCUUCAAGUACAUCUUCGACCACCACGAGGACGACAUCUACUGGUGCACGGCGGACUGCGGGUGGAUCACGGGGCACACGUACCUGACGUACGGCCCGCUGCUCAACGGCUCCACCGUGCUCGUCUUCGAGGGCGUGCCCACGCACCCCGACCCCGGACGCUGCUGGGACGUCGUUGACAAGUACAAGGUCACGGUGUUCUACACGGCUCCCACUGCCAUCCGUGCACUCAUGCGAUGCGGCGACCAUUGGCCGGGCAAGUACAACCUCACCUCGCUGCGCCUGCUGGGCAGUGUGGGCGAGCCCAUCAACCCCGAGGCCUGGCGCUGGUACCACUCCGCCAUCGGCCGUGGGCGCUGCCCCAUUGCCGACACGUGGUGGCAGACGGAGACCGGCUCCAUCAUGAUCACCCCGCUGGCGGGUGCGUGGGCGCUGAAGCCAGGCAGUGCGACGCUGCCCUUCUUUGGAGUGGAGCCCGCUGUGCUGGACGAGAAUGGCAACGAGCUCGAGGGUCCGUGCAGUGGGUUCUUGUGCAUCAAGCGAGCAUGGCCCAGCAUCAUGCGCACGGUCAAGGGCGACCAUGCUCGCUUUGAGGAGGUCUACUUCUCCAUGUUCAAGGGCUACUACUUCACGGGUGACGGGUGCCGCAGGGACGAGGACGGCUACUACUGGGUCACAGGGCGAGUGGAUGAUGUCAUCAAUGUCAGUGGUCACCGCAUUGGAACAGCGGAGGUGGAGAGUGCACUUGUGGCGCAUGAGACCUGCGCCGAGGCGGCAGUGGUGGGGUAUGAGCACCCUAUUAAGGGUCAGGGUAUCUAUGCCUUUGUCACACUCAUGGAAGGUGUGGAGCAAACGGAAGAGGUGCGAACAGCCCUCAAGUCUGCUGUUCGACAGGCCAUUGGAGCCUUUGCCACUCCUGACGUCAUCCACUGGGCUCCUGGGCUGCCAAAAACACGCUCCGGCAAGAUCAUGCGCCGGGUGCUUCGCAAAAUAGCUGCCAACGACCUCGAAACUCUUGGUGAUAUAAGCACACUCGCAGAUCCUUCAGUUGUGCAGCAGUUGAUUGAAUUGAGAGGAGUGUAG